AUGCCYAGUUAUGCCAAGUUCCUUAAAGACAUUUUAAGUAAGAAGAAAAAGGUGAUCGAAUAUGAGAUCGUAGCUCUUACCGAAGGAUGUAGUGCGCUUCUAACCAACAAAAUACCUCCUAAGCUUAAAGACCCAGGAAGUUUCACUAUUCCAUGUUCUAUAGGUGGAAAGGAGAUUGGUAAAGCAUUGUGUGAUUUAGGUGUUAGUAUCAACCUUAUGCCCUUGUCUGUUUUCGACACCUUAGUCAUAGGAGAAGCUAGACCCACCACUGUCACUUUGCAAUUGGCCAAUAGAACCAUUGCUUAUCCUAAAGGUAAGAUUGAGGAUGUCUUAGUUCAGGUUGACAAAUUCAUAUUUCCAGCUGACUUCAUUAUCCUGGAUUUUGAGGCUGAUAAGGAUAUUCCCAUCAUCUUAGGGAGACCUUUCUUAGCCACUGGUGGAACUUUGAUUGAUGUCCAAAAUGGAGAGCUAACCAUGACAGAAAGUCACAUUCAAUGUCUUCAAUUCCUUAAAGUACCCUGA
Molecule: messenger RNA, 522 nt
Organism: Cynara cardunculus var. scolymus (artichoke)
Lineage: Eukaryota; Viridiplantae; Streptophyta; Magnoliopsida; Asterales; Asteraceae
Exons: 1
Coding region: 1-522 (173 amino acids)
Source: RefSeq, a predicted model, not a curated record